CCUAUUGUGUUUAUUCCUAAAUUAUCGCUAAACAAGUUUAAUUGCAAGUUUAACAUUGAAUAUUUAAGUAAUAGUUUUGUAUACUCACACAAAACGUUACGUUCCAUUGAGAAAUUUUGUAACUCAGUGGAACAAAUUGUAACUCAAUGUAAGGGUAAAGGCGCGAUACAUACAAUAAAGUUUUACAAAAAUGGCUUUGACACCAGCAGAACGUAUGAAGAGGUAUCGAGAACGACUAAAACUAAAUCCAGAAAAAUUGGAAAGUAUUAAAAAGAAACACGCUGAAUAUGUAAAAUCUAAAAGCAAAACAGUUAAAGAUCUGACGGAGAAGGAAAAGGAAAAACAACGAAAAAUUUGGAGAAAUCAGAAACGUAAGCAAAAACAAAAGAAAAAACAGCUUUUAGUUCAGGAAGAAAAAGGUACUAAGAAACAAAAAAUAGCAAACCAAAGUAAAUUGAUUAAGAAUUAUAAGACUGCUUUAAAAAGAAACCAAAAAUUGACAAAACUAGUAAAUACCUAUAAAAAAAGACUUUACCGUUUAAAAAUUUCAACAGAAAAAAAAAUUCAGACGCUUGAAAAAGACAACUUAAAAUUGAAAGCAAGAACAGAACUUUUAGAAUUAACUUUAAAAACUUCUUAUAAACAAUGUCAAACCGUAAAAGAAAAACAAACAUUAAAAAAUGUUGUUCUAAAGGAGAAUAUCCAGAGCAUAAUUAAAAAAGACUUUCGUGUCGAAGCUGCUAGGAUUAAAAGGAAUGGUAAGAAUAACAAAUAA
Messenger RNA from Melitaea cinxia (Glanville fritillary), 775 nucleotides. Its product is annotated as DNA ligase 1-like. The record is from RefSeq and is a predicted model, not a curated record. The transcript is spliced from 2 exons. The coding region runs from base 191 to 775 and encodes 194 amino acids. Lineage: Eukaryota; Metazoa; Arthropoda; Insecta; Lepidoptera; Nymphalidae.